AUGCUUUCAAGUCAUGCCAACAUGGCUCAGUAUGAACACACCUCACUAUGGUGGCCCGAGGAUCGCAUCAGAGCCACCCUCGACACAAAGUUUAUCAUCAAUCGACUGCAACCAGAGAAUAUCCCCCGCCUCUUUGAAUUACCGGACUGGGGCGAAGGCUUGACCAGUGGGACCUACAUGGAAUGGAUCCUCACCAAGGCCUCCCGUGUCUUUAUGAUCCUCGACGCUAUAGGCAUUCCCGACCGGAUCUUCGCGCUAGUCGAUGAAUCGUGCGACGAUGACGAUCUACCCGUCGCCCAACAUAGUGUGGAUUUACUCCACUUAUCCCCCAACGGGGAAGAUCUAGCCCUCGAAACAAGUUUCUUUCAUGCGCAAUGGCGCUACCUAGUCCGAGGUAUAGCCGAGGGAGCGCAUGUUACGUAUACCGAAAACGAAGGCGUCCCUCUCGAGGCAGUGCGCACCAACACCAGCGGCGGAAUACACGGGCGUGAUGAGACCGUAGACAGGGUAGUCCUCGCCGGCUCGGUUUGUCGGGUCUAUAUGCGCACUCAAGUGCAAAUAGGCGGCGCGCCAUAUUUCUUCUCGCCCGAAGAGGUUCUGGCCGAGAUCCGCAACUUGAAACGACUGUCGCAUGAACAUAUCGUCUCCGUUUAUGCCUCAUACCUGAAGGAUGACAGUGUCUCGGUGCUUUUCACCGGCGCCAUGGCAGAUCGGAACUUACAUAGCUUCCUCACAGAUGAGCCGAUGUCCUUCAAAAGGCUGGACAAAGAACAACGCCGCCAGACCUUGAUCACCUGGCCUCACUGCCUGGCAUCUGCAGUCUCCUGGUUGCACGCGCGCGGCCAAUCUCAUGGCGCAAUCCGCCCAUCCAACAUCUUCAUCGAUGCAAACUUUCAUAUCUGCCUCGGUCAAUUCCAAGCACUCGACUCGCUCCUGACACCACAACAUGUCAACGACCUCGAUGCAUAUAAUUACUCUGCGCCAGAGCGCUGGACUCGUCCCACAGCUCCAGUCAUUCUGCAAAGGCCAGCGCAGCCUACACAGACACUACUUCCCUCAGGGGGACGUACAAAGCGUAGACAACGGCCAACCCGUCUAGCCCUAUCCCCAUUAAGCGAAAGCCCACCUGCUUCUGUGUCCACCACACGACCAAACUCAGCUGCCUCAAAGGGCACAGUCGUCCACAUCGGCCUACAAGACUCACCGUCACAUUUCUCCCUCGCCUUCUCAUCCUCCUCUUCAUCUUCAGGAGCCUCAUCAGCAGCCUCUUCCGUCUACACAGACGCAACGGCCACAUCACCUCAACCAAAGAAACACCGUCUCACAUCCUUCUUCGCCCGAAGAAAGAACUCCCGCCCAACACCAUCAAUAAUGUCAACCUCUACAUCCUCCUCAAAUGCAUCAACAACACCAACCUUCAUUCCCCAAUCACCCCCCUCAACCUCCCGCUCCCCACCACCCCAAACCCCAACAUCCCUCCGCCACUCCAGAUCCACUCAAUCCCUAGCAUCUUCAUCCUUCACCAGGCCCAUAACAUCCACCUCCUGCCUCCAAUCCUCGACCCACUCCUCCCCACCCCCUAAUCCCAAUGCCCCAGCAGACAUCUUCUGCCUCGGAGCAACAACCCUCGACAUCCUAACAAUCCUGCACAAAAAGUCCCUGCCCUCCUUCAGCGCGCACCGCAGCGCCCGAAACCGAUCUGCCGGCCGUGGCGGCGGAAUAGCAGAUGCAUCGUUCCAUCUCGCGCGGAAUGCGGUGCAGGUGCAGUCGUGGAUUGCGCUGCUAGAGGGCGAUGCGUUGAAACGGUGUCGACGGGAUAGACGAUCUGAUCGUGCUUUCUGGGCUGUGCCGAAGAUGUUGAUUGUUGUGAGAUCUAUGCUUGAUUUUGAGGCUGCGAAGAGACCGCUUGUGAAAAGGGUUAGGAGGGGUUUUGCGGAGGCUGUUGCUAGAGGGAGGGGUGGGGAGAGGAAAGGCGGAGAGGAGAUCUUGUUGCAUUGUGUGAAGGACAAACGGGAGAAGGAUGGAAAGGAGGAGAAUCAGGGGAAGACUGGGUUGGCGGCUAUUCGGGAUAUGGAGAUCGGGAAGAGUGCUGUUCUUGCGCCUGUGCCUCCCGUGAGAGUCCCGGGGUCGGGAUCGGUUUCGGGAUCUGUUUCGGGGUCUGUUUCGGAGUUUGAUUUUGGAUUUGGAGAUGUUGGGAGUGAGAGUGAGAGUAAUGUUGAGGAAGGAGAGUAUCGUGAUUUUGAUAUUGAGGAAGAGGAUAUUUCGGAGUUUGAAGAGCCUGAGAUACGCGUGGAGCACGCCUCGCCUCGGCUGUGUCUGCCAGAGUUGGAUGUGAACAUUAGUGGGAUAGAGGGUACGACGUUUAAAUAA
This is a messenger RNA of Penicillium vulpinum, 2370 nucleotides long. Its product is annotated as protein kinase domain-containing protein. Gene Ontology annotation, molecular function: protein kinase activity; ATP binding. NCBI's taxonomy places the organism in Eukaryota, Fungi, Ascomycota, Eurotiomycetes, Eurotiales, Aspergillaceae. Gene Ontology annotation, biological process: protein phosphorylation. The transcript has a single exon. The record is from RefSeq and is a predicted model, not a curated record. Bases 1 to 2370 code for a protein of 789 amino acids.